AUGGCCUCCGGGGGUCUGGUGGCCCCUGAGGGUCUGGGGGCCCACAUUCCCCUGCUGGUGAUCCAAAACACACAGAAAACCACACAGCAGCAGCAGCAGUCUUAUGUGUCUGCUGCAGGGGCUGAUGGGAGGUUUGAGGACCUGUUAGAAACCACGUGGCCCUCGUCUGAUCUCACAGCUCGUCCUUGUUUGGCCUCAGCUGCAUCAGAGCGCCACUUCUCCCCAGCGCUGGUUGCCAUGGCAGCACAGCUGAUUCAGGAGGAUUUAACAUUGACCAGGAGAGCUGGUGGAAAUGUCUCUUUCAGCUGUGGAGGAACUGACCAGUGUUACAAUGAUUAUGUAUACUGGUACCAGAAGAAAGACACAGACACAUUCACAGUGAUUCUGGACAUUGACAAGAAAACUGGUCAAUUAGAUAAAAGUUAUUCCAAUCACCCUCAGAAAGAUGAUUUCUCAUCUGUAGAGACACAGAAAGGCUGGGAGUUGCAGAUCCAGACAGUUAAACGCUCACAUUCAGCCACCUACUACUGUACCUGUGAGAUAGAUGCUUCCCACAGAGGAAGCUACCGCAUCUUUGGCUCUGGCACUAAACUGUUUGUAGAUGAGCAGGUAGUGAAGCCCGUGGUGAGCUUGUACCCAGCAGCAUCCAGAGCCCACCUGGAGGGGAAGAGCUCCCUGCUGUGUCUGGCCUCAGCCAUGUCUCCUCCUCUGGUCCAGUUCUCCUGGAAAAGACAGAAGAAGAACGGCCCGCUGGAGGAUCUGACCUCUGCUGAGUUUGAGCAGCUGGAGCUCAGAGAGCCGGGACGCAGCGCCUCCAUCCUGCUGCUCCAUCAGCAAGAGAACAGCACAUAUAAAUACCACUGCUACGUCAAGCACGAGGGGGGCCCAAUGGAGGCCCAAACAGAGGUUCCAGCUGCAGCAGCCUCCUGUCCUCCAGAGAGAGAGCCAGCAGACCUGCCAGCUCUGCAGCAAGCUGACUUGCUCUUCCAGUCUCAGUGCAGGGUGAAGCUGCUCUGUGUGCUGUACACAGUGCUGAUAGUGAAGAGUCUGGUGUACUGCUGUGGACUCUCUCUGCUGAUGAUCCUCAGAAACAAGGGACCGUCCACCAACUGCACACAUGCUGACUGAC
Scomber scombrus (Atlantic mackerel) is the source of this 1129-nucleotide messenger RNA. Its product is annotated as immunoglobulin lambda-1 light chain-like. The record is from RefSeq and is a predicted model, not a curated record. The coding region runs from base 1 to 1128 and encodes 375 amino acids. Lineage: Eukaryota; Metazoa; Chordata; Actinopteri; Scombriformes; Scombridae. The transcript has 7 exons.